Eruca vesicaria subsp. sativa (arugula) is the source of this 1950-nucleotide messenger RNA. The record is from the annotation of a GenBank genome assembly. Lineage: Eukaryota; Viridiplantae; Streptophyta; Magnoliopsida; Brassicales; Brassicaceae.
AUGGAUGUAGAUAUUGAAGAAGCCACAGGAGGAGAUGGAGAGAACAUUGAAGAGGUCAUCAAUGCAGAAGAAUCUAUAGAUGAUGAAGAACGAGUAGGCGACGUGAAGGAUGAUUUGGUGAGCAAGAUUAAAACUAAUAUUGAGUUUCUUGAUCAGAUCAGCGAUUAUAGACGAACACAGCUGAAAGAAUGCUUCAACCUCGUCAGGCGUUUAAAGAUUCUUAUUCCGUUUAUGGAUGAGAUUAGAGGCUCUGAUGAAUUCCCCUCUCCAGAAUGUUGUAUGCAUUUUUUGUAUCGUUUGAGGAAAGUUAUUUUGGCGGCAAGAAAAUUGUUGGAAACUUGCAAUAAUGGUAGCAAAAUAUUUCUGGCAUUGGAUAGUGAAACAAUAAUGUCUAGAUUUCAUACAAUUUAUGAAAAGCUGAAUCGUGUUCUUGUUAAGACUCCUUUUGAUGAAUUGAGGGUUUCUGAUGGAGUGAAAGAUGAGGUUAUUUCAUUGUGUAAACAAUUGAAAAGAGCAAGGAGAAGAACAGACACACAAGACAUAGAGCUAGCAGUAGACAUGAUGGUGGUGUUUUCAAAAACCGAUCCUCGAAAUGCAGAUAGCGCUAUUAUAGAAAGGCUUGCGAAAAAGCUUGAGUUACAAACAAUGGAUGAUCUGAAGAUGGAAACAAUAGCCAUAGAAACCCUAAUCCAAGAAAAAGGAGGGUUGAGCAUAGAGACUAAACAACAUAUCGUUCAGCUUCUUAAUAAGUUCAAAAAGCUUCAAGGUGUUGAAGCUACGGUCAUUCACUAUGAACCUGUUAUCAAUAAAUCCACAUCCUUAAUACUACCACACGAGUUUUUGUGUCCAAUCACACUUGAAAUAAUGCAUGACCCGGUUAUCAUCGCCACUGGACAGACAUAUGAAAAGGAGAGUAUAGAGAAGUGGUUUGAUGCAGGACAUAAGACAUGUCCAAAAACCGGACAAACUCUUGAUCAUCUCUCCCUAGCUCCCAACUUUGCAUUAAAGAAUAUAAUCUUGCAGUGGUGUGAGAAGAACAAUUUCAAGAUUCCAGAGAAAGAAAUGUCUUUACAACCGGAAAACGACUCAGAGGAGCAGAAAGAUGAGGUAACUUUGCUGGUGGAAGCACUAUCGUCAAGCCAAUUAGAAGAACAAAGAGAAUCAGUGAAGCAAAUGCGUUUACUCGCUAGAGAAAAUCCAGAGAACAGAGUUUUAAUAGCUAACGCAGGAGCCAUCCCUUUACUAGCUAAACUUCUUUCUUACCCUGAUUCUGGAAUCCAAGAGAACGCUGUAACCACUUUGCUGAAUCUAUCCAUCGAUGAGACCAACAAGAAACUCAUCUCAAACGAAGGAGCCAUUCCAGACAUUAUUGAAAUUCUUCAAAAUGGGAAUAGGGAGGCAAGAGAGAACUCUGCUGCAGCUUUGUUUAGUUUGUCAAUGCUUGACGAGAACAAAGUAACAAUAGGAUUAUCAAAUGGGAUCCCACCGUUGGUGGAGUUACUUCAGCAUGGGACAUCAAGAGGGAAGAAAGAUGCUCUCACUGCACUCUUUAACUUAUCACUUAACUCAGCUAACAAAGGGAGAGCUAUUGAUGCUGGUAUAGUUCAACCGUUGCUACAACUUCUGAAAGAUACAAACCUAGGCAUGAUCGAUGAAGCGCUUUCGAUUCUUUUGCUUCUUGUCUCGCACCCUGAGGGACGUCAAGCCAUUGGACAACUCUCAUUUAUUGAGACUCUUGUGGAGUUUAUUAGACAAGGCACACCGAAGAAUAAAGAAUGUGCGGCAUCAGUGUUGCUUGAGUUAGGCUCUAACAAUUCGUCUUUUAUCCUGGCUGCACUUCAAUUUGGCGUCUAUGAAUAUCUUGUUGAGAUAACCAGGUCCGGAACAAACAGAGCUCAAAGGAAAGCAAAUGCACUUAUACAACUCAUAAGCAAAUCUGAACAGAUUUGA